Molecule: messenger RNA, 2574 nt
Organism: Labrus mixtus (cuckoo wrasse)
Lineage: Eukaryota; Metazoa; Chordata; Actinopteri; Labriformes; Labridae
Gene: prcp
Product: prolylcarboxypeptidase (angiotensinase C)
Exons: 9
Coding region: 318-1805 (495 amino acids)
Biological process (GO): negative regulation of systemic arterial blood pressure; regulation of blood vessel endothelial cell migration; proteolysis
Molecular function (GO): serine-type exopeptidase activity; dipeptidyl-peptidase activity
Source: RefSeq, a predicted model, not a curated record
AUCGACCAUUGCGAGCUUAUUUACAGAUUGAACCAUCUGUUCUCUGCUGCUGGUUGUCAGCCGGUUAUGGUGAAAAACUAAAGUUGUAAAAGUGUUGAAAAACUGGUUGAAGCGCGUGUGUUUUAUUUGCAGCAGCGGGCUGCUCAGGCUCUGACUCAACACCUCUGUGGAUCUGCUGACAGGCGAGUCUCACUUCCUCUCUCUGACGGGACAGGUCUCCUCUUCCCGGUGCUACCAGGAAAGAUCAUGCGACCUCAUUAUUUGGAGACCAGUCUGCCGUGAGCUGUGUGUGUGUGACAGCAGCAGCUGGAGUCAGGAUGGAGGUUUUGAACAGAGCUGCAGCUACCUGCAUCCUGACGCUGUGUUUCGCCUGUUUGCACGUGAUUGCCCUCAGAUCACAACUUUUCACCAGGCAUGGUGGGUUACCUUUCUCCACUGAGCCCCCCAUCACUUAUGAGACAUUUUAUUUUGAUCAGAGGAUCGAUCACUUUGGAUUCCUUGAGGAUGGCACCUUCAAACAGAGAUACCUCGUGGCUGCCGAGCACUGGCAGCAGCCUGGAGGACCCAUUCUGUUCUACACCGGCAACGAAGGCGACAUCACCUGGUUCUGCAACAAUACCGGCUUCAUGUGGGAAAUUGCAGAGGAGCUGGGCGCCAUGCUGGUUUUUGCAGAACAUCGUUACUAUGGAGAGUCCCUGCCGUUUGGACAGGACUCUUACAGUGACAGCAAACACCUGAACUACCUGAGCUCGGAGCAGGCCCUGGCAGAUUUUGCAGUGCUGAUUCGGAGCCUGAAGCAGACUUUACCUGGAGCCCAGCACAGCCCCGCCAUCGCUGUGGGAGGGUCCUACGGAGGGAUGCUCUCCGCCUGGUUCAGGAUGAAAUAUCCCAAUAUAGUUGUUGGAGCUCUGGCAGCCUCCGCACCAAUAUGGCAGUUCCCCGGUAUGGUACCAUGCGGAGACUUCUACAAAGUAGUGACACAGGACUUUGCCAGAAGUGGGUACAACUGUGACGCAAACAUCAGAAAGUCAUGGAAAGCCAUCAAUAAUGUCUCCUCCUCUGCUUCUGGUCUUCAGUGGCUGUCAGAAGAAUUCAGUUUGUGUGCUCCUCUCAAAAACAAGUACCAAGCUGUCGUCUUCAAGAACUGGCUUCAGGACACCUGGGUCAAUCUGGCCAUGGUGGAUUAUCCCUACGAAGCGAAUUUCCUUCAGCCACUCCCUCGCUGGCCGAUCCAGGUGGUGUGCAAAAAUCUGGCGUUUGAUUCCACUGUGUCCGACCGCCAGCUGCUGCACGGUGUCUCCCAAGCAGCAAAGGUGUACUACAACUUCACCGGCAGCUCGUCUUGUCUCAACACAUCUCAGACAGCCACCAGCAGCCUGGGCUUACUCGGCUGGUUUUACCAGUCCUGCACGGAGAUGGUGAUGCCCAUGUGCACAGAUGGCGUCCAGGACAUGUUUGAACCCGAGGAGUGGAACUUCCAGGCCUUCUCCGACGAGUGUAACGUCAUAUUUGGUGUCAGGCCGCGAGCAGAUUGGGCAGAUAUCGUCUACGGUGGGAAGAACAUCGCCUCUCACAGCAACAUCAUCUUCAGUAAUGGAGGACUUGACCCUUGGUCAGCUGGUGGAGUGACUCACAACAUAACAGACUCUCUGGUUUCUAUUAUGAUUCCUGAUGGCGCGCAUCACCUGGACCUCCGCUACAGCAAUGACCAUGACCCGCCUUCAGUCCGCCAAGCUCGGGCAUUAGAGGUGAAGUAUUUCCGAGAGUGGAUCAAGCAGGCUAAAAAGAAACAUCAUCCUGCAUGAAGCCACUAGUCGCUAACAGCAGAACAAUGUUACACAAUCAGGAAAAAAAAACACCAAACACAGCGCUGUCCAACUUCAAUCAGUGAGACAGAAUAAUUCACAGGGUGACCGAGUCUUCAUGCCAAAGUUAAUACGUUCUUAAAAAUCAAUGUUGAAGAUGAUUUUGAAUGUCACCUCACUCUUGAUUUUCUUGGUAAAAAUCAAAAUUGUACACACGCCUUUUCUUUUUGCCAAAGUACAUUUUUCCAAAGGCUCAGAGACAGAAGGCUACACAAGCAUUGGCAAAAAAGGAGAUGUGUUUGUUGAUUACAGUGUUGAAGAGUGGGAAACAUGUGUUUUCAUGUAAUCACAUUUUCAGUAUCAAAAGGGGGGAGUGCCUCUUUAUUUAUUUUUUUAAAGUUCAAACACAAUCAGGAUCUGUCUUCCUCCGAGUCACUGUUCAAAUCAGGGAAACAUUCAGAGUCAUUCUCUUCUGUCAAUUUAAUUUUUCCCCUUUGCUUUCAUCAAAAAGACGUUUCUGUUGUCGGUCUCAUCGGUUUGUCUUUUGUCAUCAGGUGUAUUUGUUUUUCUGCAUUUCUCACAUCAUUCUCAGGAAAAGGGUUUGACACCAAAUAGAAAAAACAUUGAAAAUGCUCACAGUGUAAUAAUAAACUUGAUUUGUGCCUUCAUCACAUUUUUAUAUUUUUAAUUCGGGUUGUCUUAUGCCGCCUUCUCUUUAUUUGAUGUUAUUCCCAAGAAAACCUUUCUUUUGAUUAAAAACUUUUAAAAA